GCAGCCACCGCACGGCCGUGUUGGCACCAAACCGCGUGGUGGUGUUAGGCUCUUCGCCCAGAUCAAAAUCGAAUCGAUCCCCCAACCCGAUCGCCUCGUCGUCAAAAAAUCCCCAUUCGUUCCCCUUCUCGCCUCCACGAGCCUUCACAAAUUGCCCUCUCAGCUCUUCUCCUAAUCUCACUCUAGCCCUAGCCAAAUCCCAGACCCAUCCCAGCCCUAGCGACACCAACCAGCUCGCCAGCGACCAUGGGGAACCCGGAGAAGCUGAUGAAUCAGAUCUUCGACCUCAAGUUCACCUCCAAGUCGCUGCAGCGGCAGGCGCGCAAGUGCGAGAAGGAGGAGAAGGAGCAGAAGCUCAAGGUCAAGAAGGCGAUCGAGAAGGGCAACAUGGACGGCGCCCGCAUCUACGCCGAGAACGCCAUCCGCAAGCGCACCGAGCACAUGAACUACCUCCGCCUCGCCUCUCGCCUCGACGCCGUCGUGGCCCGCCUCGACACGCAGGCCAAGAUGCAGGUCAUCGGCAAGUCCAUGCAGUCCAUCGUCAAGUCGCUCGACUCCUCGCUCGCCACCGGGAACCUCCAGAAGAUGUCCGAGACCAUGGACAAUUUCGAGCGCCAGUUCGUCAACAUGGAGGUCCAGGCCGAGUUCAUGGAGGGCGCCAUGGCCGGCUCCACCUCCCUCUCCACGCCGGAGACCGAGGUCAACAGCCUCAUGCAGCAGGUCGCGGACGACUACGGGCUCGAGGUCUCCGUCGGUCUGCCGCAGGCAGCCGCCCACGCCAUCCCUGCCGCCAAGGAUAAGGAGAAAGUCGACGAGGAUGACCUUUCUCGCCGCCUCGCCGAGCUUAAGGCCCGCGGCUGAGAGGUUGUUUCAGGCUUUAUCAGAUGCGAUUCAGGCUUAUGCUGUUGAGCCGCAAUGACCCAUUGUCCUGUGGACUGCUACUCAUGUUUGGUAGAUUCGUAAAUACUACUGUUAUAUGCUUGAAGGCGUGUGUUGGCAUUGCCAUGUGGGGUUUGUGUGACUCGAUGGAAACUUUGCUGUCUUAUUGUACUUUAAAAUCCAAUAAUUUGCGCGAUUGCGGACAUCUGUG
Messenger RNA from Zea mays, 1090 nucleotides. Its product is annotated as superal 1. Gene Ontology annotation, biological process: vacuolar transport. Lineage: Eukaryota; Viridiplantae; Streptophyta; Magnoliopsida; Poales; Poaceae. The transcript is spliced from 2 exons. The record is from RefSeq and is marked validated. Bases 247 to 861 code for a protein of 204 amino acids.